Schizosaccharomyces octosporus yFS286 is the source of this 1029-nucleotide messenger RNA. RefSeq names its product mRNA decapping complex regulatory subunit Dcp1. Gene Ontology annotation, biological process: deadenylation-independent decapping of nuclear-transcribed mRNA; deadenylation-dependent decapping of nuclear-transcribed mRNA; positive regulation of catalytic activity. Gene Ontology annotation, cellular component: P-body. The transcript has 2 exons. The coding region runs from base 230 to 610 and encodes 126 amino acids. The record is from RefSeq and is a predicted model, not a curated record. Gene Ontology annotation, molecular function: mRNA binding; enzyme activator activity. NCBI's taxonomy places the organism in Eukaryota, Fungi, Ascomycota, Schizosaccharomycetes, Schizosaccharomycetales, Schizosaccharomycetaceae.
GCAAUUUUUGCUGAUUUUUUUUUUCCAAAAGUGAUAUGCCAUAACCUUCACCUUCCUAAAGUAAUGUAGUGCCAGAUCACCAAGUAGCUCCCUCAACAAAGCAUAAAACUAGACCUACUACUCGUAAAAGCUACGUUAGUUUUUUUCUUUUUUUUUUUUUUUUACUUCAAGCUUUCUUUUCUUUUUUACCUUUUUAUUUAAAUAAACAAACAACUUAUCAAUUUCGAAAAUGGAAGAUGAAGAAAUUCUUAGGAAUGCUGUCAACUUGCAGGUUCUAAAGUUCCAUUAUCCUACUAUCUCUAGCACAGUUGACAUCGCUUCUCAUGUUGCAGUUUAUCAAUUCGAUAUUCCUUCUCAACAAUGGGUAAAAACCGCCAUUGAAGGUACUUUUUUCCUUGUUAAGGACCAAUCUGGAAGGAUUGGCUAUGUGAUACUUAACCGGAAUUCUCCAGAUAACUUAUACUUAUUUAUUGAUUAUCCCCAAAAUGUCCACUUGGUGGACCGUUAUUUAAUUCACAAAUUACAGGACCGUCAGGUAGUUGGAUUAUGGAUGUUUGACCCGAAUGACAUGAAUCGUAUCUAUAACAGAAUUUCUCAUCAUAAGUUUUGAAUAUAAUGAAAACUUCAGGAUAAAAUUUUAUAUACGGAAAAGGUAAUGAUAUUUUCAAACUUGGUAUUGAUUUACGUCUCGAAGUGAAACAUGCGAAAGAUGCAGACUUACAAAAAUGGUUCUAUCAAUUAACUGUUUUUGCUUGCCAUAUUCUCUACACGAAACGAAGGAAGAGCAGAGCUCAUAUCAGAUAGGAUAUGAACUGAACCUUUAUAAGUUCAAUUCCUUCAUUUUCUUUUCAAAAGCUUUAAUCUUUAAUGUUUUUCUUUUUUUUUUUGUUUUUACAUAUAACAAGUCAUUGACAUUAAUAGUAUUUGAAGCAUCUCGCUCAUUCUUACUCUUACUUAAAAAAUUUCAUCCUUGCUUAACAAGCUUACAAUCGCUCCAUCUUAUGGGUUAUUGGGAGAUUUGCUAAACAA